Drepanopeziza brunnea f. sp. 'multigermtubi' MB_m1 is the source of this 1569-nucleotide messenger RNA. The record is from RefSeq and is a predicted model, not a curated record. Lineage: Eukaryota; Fungi; Ascomycota; Leotiomycetes; Helotiales; Drepanopezizaceae.
AUGUGGUGGGGGUACGGUUGGACUUUCGAACAUUCGACAUGGAUGGCACUCUUUCUGUUUUUCUGGAUACAUCGAUAUGUCCGCACGAUUGUAAAUACCGUGAGCCACUGGAUGUACAAAUCGAUCCCAAUACCCGAGAAUCCAUCGUACACUUCGAAAGAUGUCACGGUCAUCAUUCCCACGAUCCACAACAAUUUCGAGGAGUUGAGGGAGUCGUUGCAGAGCAUCUUGGCGUGCCACCCGUACGAGCUGCUGCUAGUCACGACCUCGGUUAAAUACCAGAAAUUGGUACAGUUCACCAAAACACUGGAGGCAUCCAACAUCCGCAUCUUCCACACCCCGAUCGCCAACAAGCGGAUCCAGGUCUGUGAGGCGAUCCCCAAGGUCAAGACGUCUCUGAUCAUUAUGGCGGAUGACGAUGUCACGUGGCCAAGCACAAUUCUCCCCUGGCUCCUGGCUCCCUUUGAAGAUGCAAGGAUUGGCGGCGUUGGACCGAACCAGAGAGUGAAGAGACUCACAACUGGCACCUUUGAAGCAUUUUGCGCCAAUUGGUUGGGAGCUGCGUACAUCGAGAGACGCAACUUCGAGAUAUCCGCCACCCAUAACAUUGACGGCGGCACCUCCUGUAUGUCUGGACGGACUUGCGCUUUUCGCUCGGAGAUCCUUCAGAGCCCUCUCUUCCUCGAUGGGUUCAAGACCGAGCGCUGGGGCCAAUAUCAGCUCAAUGCCGACGAUGACAACUUUGUGACUCGGUGGUUGGUAUCGAACCGGUGGAAGACCUGGAUUCAGUACAACCACCAGUGCGAGAUUGAGACGACCCUGGAGAACGAUAUCAAGUUUCUGUACCAGUGUGCUCGAUGGGCACGCAGCAAUUGGCGUAGCAACUACACCAGCAUGGUCGUCGAAAGACACAUCUGGCGUACACAACUUUGGUCGGCAUAUUCGCUCCACCUGGCCACUUUUACCACACUCUCCGUCGCCUUUGACCCCUUCAUCCUUUGGGCUUGCCACCGCGCAACCCAGAACUUGGCUGGAAAUGGGCAUCUCUAUUGCAUGAUAGCCCAAGUACUGUUCAUGUGUUGGAUCAAGGUGAUCAAGCUAGUCGGUCUGUUCAGACGCAAUCCCGUAGAUAUCAUGUACCUGCCACUCUCGAUCCUCUUCGGCUAUUUCCACAGUUUCAUCAAGAUUUAUGCUUUCUUGACCUGGAACACUACCUCGUGGGGUAGCCGAGAGGAUGGCGACGAACACGACGCGGAGCGUAUGACCCGGCGUGGCCGUCGCAGCGAGAGCAUUACCUUGCCACCGGGCAAUCACCCGGGUCUCAUUCGCUACAAUGAUGAAAAGCCCUACGUGCGAAGCUGCUCCGCCGAUCCCAAAGCCUUCAGCGCACCUGAGGAAAAGAGCAUGGUCAUCACGACGGAGAUGGAAGUCGAUUCAGACGACGAAAGCAGCACAUCCGACACCGAAAUUUUGGACACGAGGAUCGAAAUCGAAGAGUCGGAGGACUCCUCGGCCGACGACGCCUCGUCGGAUUCUUGUUCGAUGGCGAUGGAACUCCAUGGACGCUAG